Molecule: messenger RNA, 2263 nt
Organism: Onychostruthus taczanowskii (white-rumped snowfinch)
Lineage: Eukaryota; Metazoa; Chordata; Aves; Passeriformes; Passeridae
Gene: CIMIP1
Product: chromosome unknown C20orf85 homolog
Exons: 4
Coding region: 268-618 (116 amino acids)
Source: RefSeq, a predicted model, not a curated record
AGCGAGCGGGAAUCAUUUUGCUUUUUCCCCCUGAGACAUGGCUGUGGUGCCACCGGAGAGCUCCCAAAGGACGAGAGAAGGGGAUCCUUCCCCUCGGGGAGUGUGAGGGCACUUCCCAACAUUCCAUUGAAGACGUUCCCGCCCCUCCCGCCAUCUUGUGCCCGCCCACACGAGUUCCCGCCCCUGCCGCCGCCGUUGCCCCGCAACGCCCGAGGGGCCGCGGCGGAUCGCGGGUCCCUGAGGCGGGGCUGAGGCGGCGCGGCCCCGAUGGAGCCCACCAACUUCAUAGCGAAGGACAACAACUGGAAAAAUCGUAUUGAAAACGAAAGAGAUGCUGCAAAAAGAUGGGCUGAGAAAUGGGGAUUUUUGAAAACGCCUCUUGAAGAGCUGCUUGGAGAUGAAAAGAAAGAAGCUGCAAAGCCCAAGCUACAGCUUCCAGAUCACCUGCAGGUUCGACCUGUGACACCUGUGGAAAAAUACAUUAAGGUGCUUCCAUCUCCUCCAGUACCGAAAACGACCCAGGGAUUUAUUGGCUGGAGAUCAGGUGUUCCAGCCCUGGCACUUGAACAUGAUUAUCAAAUCCAAAGCUGCAAAGGAUCUGUCUGUAGCAUGAAGUGACCAUGUGAGCCCUCUGAGUGACAUUAUGAAAUAAAGAGGCACAAAGAUGCAUCUGCAUUCCUAAGGAAAUAUCCUGGAUUGGACUGUUGAGAAUUUCUGUCAUUAUGUAAAAAUCCACAAUCAUUUUGGUCAAGUGUGAAUAUUUUCAUUUUACUUCAUUGAAUCUAUGACAUCCAGGCUGCUAACUCUGCUUCAGAGCUUCUGCUUGUAACUUAGAAAUAACAGUGAAUAAAAAUUUUUAACUUUUAAAAUUUUUUAAAAAUUUUUAUUAUCACUAAUAAGUCUAUAAUUUAAAAAUAUUCAUUGGAAAUUGGAAUGACAGUACAAUAUUUUAUAAUUGUUUCUCCAUGAGAACCUAUACUCAUAAAAUACUCAUAAAAUUGGGUUUGUGUUGGGUGUGCUUUGCAGAUAUUUUGUGCAGUUACACACAAAAGGAAGUGAGUAGUUCCUAGUAAAGAAAUAAAGUACACAAUGGCCACAGUGACCCAGAGUCACUUUGGAAAAUCAGUUUUGGUAUCAAAACAGAGCUUUUCCAUGAGUUGAUCAGUAUGCAGAUGGGUUACAAGGGAUUUCUAUUGCUUCAGUUUUGCAGCAGGCAGGGAAAGAUGCUCAGAGCCAGCAGUGAUUGCUCUGGGAGUUACUGGGGUGGCUCCCUCAGUGCCCUGAGUUCAGUCUUGCUCUUCAUUGUCACCUGAAGGUUUGCCAGCAUUCCUGGAAACCCAGGAGGAGACUCACUGAGCUGCAGCAACUGCUUGCAUGAUACAAUUCAAACCAGCCAAGGUGUUCAGAGCAGGAGGUUGUUUAAGCAAAAAAGAGCCUCCAGGAAAUCAACACAGGCAGCUCCCUCUAACUCCUUAUCACUUAGGGGGGAAAGGUUUUCCCUUUAACCCUGCUGCAAGAUCUCCUUUGUGUCCUGCAGCCAUCAAUAUCUACUGCUUGAGUCAGCACCAAGUCCUUGGCUUCCACAGCAGUAAGGCAGCAGCCAGUGUUUGUUCUUCCCUUCUUCCCAAGAAAUGAUUCACAAUGAUCAACAUCCCACCUUUUUUUUUUUUUAACAUCCAUUUCCAAAUGCCCACAAAAUAAUAAUAUUUUACUUUUUUCCAUACUCUUUACAAAUAAUGGAGAAAUGAGUCAUAUCCUUUGGAAAGAUUGCCCAAGAAGGAGAACGCAGAGCAGAAGUAACUUCAGACACUUUACUUAAAAACCAGAAUAAAGAAUAACUUGGAAUCAGACUCUGGAAAUUGAAUUUAAAUUGUAGUUUAGCUACUAACCAUAACCUGUGUACACUGUUCUUUGGACAACCAAGAUAAUUGUAAGAACAACAUUUAAAUCCAGUGUGCUUUCUUGUCAUUGCCAGGUUUGUAUCUCUUGCUUAUUUUAAUCAUGUGGUAUGUGGUUCUUCAGUUUAUUUUAAGGUCACAAGAUCUUAUUCUUGUCUGAUUUAUACAAACAGGUAUAAUAAUGAUUGAUAUGUCAUUUUAGUAGCAAUUAAAUUACAUUCAUUUAGGCCAAAUAAAAGGGGAAUUCCACUGGCUUUUAAAGAGUUAUAUUAAAGAAUCAAAGCACCAAAUACUCAGUGGAUGUUUGUAUGAAGUGAAAUCCAAAUCCAGAUGAGCCAUGGUUUAAUUUUGAAAACCAAAAUAAA